This is a messenger RNA of Symbiodinium natans, 1107 nucleotides long. The record is from the annotation of a GenBank genome assembly. Lineage: Eukaryota; Dinophyceae; Suessiales; Symbiodiniaceae.
AUGGUUGUGUGGCCAAAAUGGGAGGUUUACAAGGAGUGCUUGGCCAAAGACCGGAUCAUGUCUGCAAAUGGCGACUUUCAAGACUUCAAAAAGCAGGUUUUGAAAGCUUCCGUCCAGGAGAUUGAUGAGCAGGCAAAGCAUGCUCCAUUGAUGUGGAACUUUCUGAUAGCCUUUGCGGCGAAGAAACCUUUCUUUCGAUCAUUGAUCAUCCAGGUUUUCAACAAGCUGAUGCAAGUCCCCAGCUGGGUGUCAGCCUGGGAGGCCGAUGUCGAACUACAUGAGAAAGUGCAGACGCUCCAUGAGGAUUUGCAGUCCGCCAUUGGCGCGCAGCAUGAGGUUUUGAAAAAGUCCAUUGCUCCAGCCGCGCUGAAGUCAGUCACUCUCGUGCGCAUGGAUGAGCGCCCGGAAGAGGUGCGCUUGGCCAUUGAAAGAGAGCGGAUGAUAGAUGCGAUAAAGGAGGAAGCGGAGGAAGCGGAGUCGGAUGAAUGGGUGGCAGCUGAAGAAGAGCCUGAAGCAGCGUCCGCAGAGACAGCGUGCAAUCCGGCCCUGUCUGCGCUUCAGGAAGGCAUCGAUGCGGCGAGCGCCAUCGAUGACCCCUCGAAAAUGGACUCCUGUGGACUUAGCGCGUUGAACAAGCUGCGCAUCGGCUGCAUCCGUUGUGCUGGCGAUGACCAGUUGUUUUCCCAAGAGCUCGACAACGCGCCCAGAGUUUUCAACUUCCUUCUGAGCUUGGUCAAGCAACACCCGGCUUACAUAAACGGAGUUGCAGAGGUCAUCAACCUGCUGAUGGCAAGCAGUUGGUGCGCAGUCUUUGAGAAGAACCAGCUGCUUCAGGAGCGCCUCCGAGAGCUCCCAAAGCCGCUGCAGGCUUCUCUUGGCCUCCAGAGUUCAAAGGUCCUAGCACAUAUCGAUGCAGAUGCGCGUAGGAUGCUGGCAGCAGGCGAAGUGUCCGAUGACAUGAAGACCGCCUUUCUGCCAUGCUUGACAGAUCUAGUCACAGAGAGUGUCCGAGCUCCGAUUACACAGGUGGCAGAUCGGAUGCAAAGCAUAAGGGCACCGCGGACAUCAGGUGGCGGCUACCCACAUGCCAGAGCCCAGCAGUUCUGA